AUGCCGGCUACAGCAGCUCUGAUAGGCUCCCGCAUACGGACAACCAUCUACAUGGAUAUUGCCCAAUCUACCGGCCACCAAACGCGUGGGCUCGGCACUCAGAUCUACAAUAUUGCCACGGCAGUUGAACCAGACUUACUGAAGUACCAGGAUAGAGAAAGAUUCCCUUCUCUGAGGCUUAUAAAUCGGAGAGGGGAUCUGAGCGCCCCUUCUCCCAAAGGUUGGCUGUCUCACCUCAAACUGAUCAAGUCGCUAUUCGAAAUCCUGCCAACACCGGCUGACGGUCUGCAUACAUUUUCAAAGGAACUGCUAACGAUGCGGUACAUAUCCUAUCUGCUCGCCCUCGCGGCCCGGGCGCUGGCUGAGCCCUCGCCCAACCCCUAUCCCCAAUUCGGCUUCGGCGGUCUCAAUCAGAUGACCAUGCUUCGCUUUGGCUGCGCCAACAUUGUCAUCGACCGCAUCGACCCCCUCGUCAACCCGGGUCAGGUCCCAUCACCACACAUCCACCAGAUCGUCGGCGGAAACGCCUUUAACGUCACCAUGCCUACGGAUGAUGUUGCUGAGCACGCUACCUGCACGAGUUGCGCGUUCGCGGAUGACUUUUCCAACUACUGGACUGCUAACCUCUACUUCCGUGCGCGCAACGGCAGCUACAAGCGUGUGCCCCAAGGCGGACACGCCUACCAGUUCGGUGACAGGUUCAGCACCCAGACACAGGGCGGCAUUCUGGUGUACUAUGUGUCUGCCCAGCCUGGCCGGAUCACUGCCUUCAAGCCUGGCUUCCGCAUGCUGGUCGGCGAUCCGAACAUGCGUUCCCGCUCCGACACUCGCCUGCGGCGCCAGAACUGCUACCGCUGCUACACCGGCCCUAACUUCGGCGGCGACGUCGGCGCUCCAUGCAUGGACCCGGCCGUCGACACCGAGGCUCUCCCGAACAAGCCAUGCCCGGGCGGUAUCCGCUCCAAUAUUGCCUUUCCUACUUGCUGGGACGGCAAAAACCUCGACACUCCCAACCACCAAGACCACGUUGCUUACCCUGUCAACGGGCCCGCGGACUUCCUGUCUUUGGGAGGCAACUGCCCAUCCACUCACCCCGUCCGCAUCCCGCAGCUGAUGUACGAAGUCGUCUGGGACACUACUCAGUUCAACGACCGCUCGCUGUGGCCCGAGGACGGAUCACAGCCGUUCGUCCUCUCAACGGGUGACCCGACGGGGCUGGGCCAGCAUGGCGACUACGUGUUUGGGUGGAAGGGUGACUCGCUGCAGCGCGCGAUGGACACGGCAGGCUGCUUCGGCGCGCAGUGCGCUAAUCUAAGGACCCAGAGCAUUGAAGAGGCGCGGAGGUGCACUGUGAAGCAGGCGGCUAGGGAGGAUUAUGAUAAGUGGCUUGACAAGCUGCCUGGCGUUGAGAUGUAA
Molecule: messenger RNA, 1416 nt
Organism: Thermochaetoides thermophila DSM 1495
Lineage: Eukaryota; Fungi; Ascomycota; Sordariomycetes; Sordariales; Chaetomiaceae
Exons: 6
Coding region: 1-1416 (471 amino acids)
Source: RefSeq, a predicted model, not a curated record